AUGGAGUUCAAAAUUGUCGGACAUUUCGAGUCACUGAAGAAGAAACUAAGCUCCACACCAACGCUUGGAUCGUCCCUUCCAUAUGCAAAAAUGGACGCCAGUGAGUAUGCUGUAGGGGAAGUACUGUUUCAGCUGGAAUGCGAUAACCAAAUUGAGAGACCAAUUGCCUUCGAUGGUAGGAAUAUCCGCGAAAACGAAUUGUUAGCAAUUCUAUUCGGGUUACGGCUUUGGCGCGUCUACUUGCUCGACAAACCAUUUGUAGUUGAGACAGAUCAUAAGUCCCUGGAAAGCAUAUUCUCUCAAAAGAGUAUCUCGCGCAGAAUCGCACGUUGGUAUGGCGAAUUGAGCGAAUAUCCUAUCUCGUUCAAAUACAUUCCAGGAGAAGCGAAUUCGGUGACCGACGGAAUCUCUCGCCGUCCAGACUUUCAAGAGGCAUAUCCAUUGGAGGAGAUCGUAGCAGCAAGUGUCAUUAAAGAUUGUAUAGCUAAGGGAAUUCGGACUGUCGUCGAAGAAGCAAUUUCACGCUACAAUGAAGCCAUGUCAAUCCGGGCUAUUCUGCACGCCUUGCAGAGUACAAAGGUUGGUGUCACGCAACCAAUUAAACAUUUAGCACGCUACAACCUCGUCGGAAGCAAAUUAUUUUACUCUGGACCCAAUGAUGAAGCUCCGAGACUUGUUUUACCCGUUAUUGACGAAAUAUUGAACAGCAUAUUGUACGAAUUUCAUGACGUCGAGUGUUACGGUCAUCCGGGCAUUGAACGAACGCUCAGAUUGGUGGAGCAACACUAUUACUGGAGGUAUAUGAUGCGUACUGUGAGGGCAUAG
Phytophthora megakarya is the source of this 825-nucleotide messenger RNA. NCBI's taxonomy places the organism in Eukaryota, Oomycota, Peronosporomycetes, Peronosporales, Peronosporaceae. The record is from the annotation of a GenBank genome assembly.